Molecule: messenger RNA, 1266 nt
Organism: Heterobasidion irregulare TC 32-1
Lineage: Eukaryota; Fungi; Basidiomycota; Agaricomycetes; Russulales; Bondarzewiaceae
Exons: 9
Biological process (GO): secondary metabolite biosynthetic process
Molecular function (GO): monooxygenase activity; FAD binding
Source: RefSeq, a predicted model, not a curated record
UCUGGAAUUAGCAUCAUCAUCGUUGGCUGCGGCUUUGCUGGCCUCUCCUGUGCUAUCGAGUCUUUCAGGAAGGGUCAUUCGGUCGUCAUACUUGAGAAAGAUCCGGAACACAGACAGCUUGGCGAUAUUAUCGCGCUCGGUCUGAAUGUAGGCCCUUUCAUUGACCGCUGGGGUCUGCACGACACGCCUCCUCGCCUCCUGACAUUGUCAUCGCACUCAAAUAGUCUCUGGCCAGUCUGUGGACAUGCAGAAUACGUACAUUUUCACAAAUACAAGGGAGAACUAGUUGAGAAGCAAGACUUUUCCCAAGCACUCUAUGGAACGCACGCUUGCAAUGGUCAUCGGGCGGAGAUGCAUCAACUCCUCGUUGACUAUGCCAUCGGGCUGGGGAUUGAGGUACGGAUGGGAGAAGAUAUCACAGAGUUCUUUGAGGACAUAGAACGCGGCAAGGCCCUUGUGGUGAGUAAUGAGGUGCGUAUAGAGGCUGAUGUGGUCGUUGGCGCGGACGGCGUGAGGAGCAAGGGGAGGACUCUUGUUCUAGGACACGAAGACAAGGCCAUGUCAUCCGGAUAUGCGAUCUAUCGAACCUGGUUCAACGCGAAGGAAGCAGGAGUCGACAAGGAUCCCUUGACUCAGUUCUUGGCAACCGACGAAGAUCUCUUGUACGGCUGGUUGGGACCAGACGUCCAUCUUCUGGUAGCUAACACCAGGAGAGGGGAGACCGUGACUUGUCUUUUGACUCACAAGGAUACCGUAGAUGUCAGCACUCGUACUCAGUUCGAAGGGAACAAGGAUGACGUGCUCGAGAUUGUCAAAGACUGGGACCCUCGUUGCAAUGCGAUCUUAUUUAAAGCGCCCUCCUUUGUCGACUGGAAGAUUCUCUAUCGUGAUCCACUUCUGACCUGGGUCAGCCCUGGCGCGAGGAUGGUUCUUAUUGGGGACGCGGCUCACACAUUCCUUCCGACGAGCCUUCAAGGCGGGUCGCAAGCAAUGGAAGAUGGCGUUUCGCUUGCCUAUGUACUGCAGAUAGCUGGUCGGGACAAUAUUCCCCUUACCUUUCAGACAUGGGAGCACCUUCGCUAUCGACGUGUGCGCCACGCUCAGCUCUUAGGGUUUGAUACGCGCACCAGGUGGCAUAACUUGACCCCCGAAUCGCGAGGGGAUGAACUCAAUGCGCCGGGCCCGGAAUGGUUGGUCAACUUCGAUGCGGAGCGCGAUACUUAUGAGCGCUGGGCGGAGGUCAGUGAGAAGAUCAAGACGGAGGGG